Molecule: messenger RNA, 2067 nt
Organism: Harpia harpyja (harpy eagle)
Lineage: Eukaryota; Metazoa; Chordata; Aves; Accipitriformes; Accipitridae
Gene: NDUFAF6
Product: NADH:ubiquinone oxidoreductase complex assembly factor 6
Exons: 9
Coding region: 1338-2048 (236 amino acids)
Biological process (GO): mitochondrial respiratory chain complex I assembly; biosynthetic process
Cellular component (GO): mitochondrion
Source: RefSeq, a predicted model, not a curated record
UGCGAAUGCAGUUCUGGAGGGAGGCUGUGGAAGAUAUAUUCUGCGAUAACCCACCACAUCAGCCGGUCGCUACAGAACUGUGGAGGUGAUUUUUGGCAGUGCUGAAACUGUGGCCUCUCCCUGACUCUCCCUCCUUCAAAUGUGAAAUAAAGCAUAAGUGAGCAUUUGUUCCUGUCUAUCAACACUCAUGUUUAGAUUAAAAUUGGGAUUUAAACAAAUUACACUUUGUUUAACUAAGAGAAAACAUAGGUAAAGCCAAGAAGUAAAAUAAAAGAAAAGCACCUGUUACAGUCAUUUUUGAGAGGACUAGAGGUAUUCAUAGGUGUCUCCAGCUCAGAUAAAGUGUGUGCCUUAGCCACAACAAAGCAUUCGUACAGUUAGAAUGAAGACUGGCAAAUGUUGUGAGCCUUUUUACGGGAUUAUGGCAGUUGAAGAUGCACCUAGGGUGAUACUUUAAUGCAGGCAUUAAAAUGCAGAAUUGGUUGUUUUGCAUGUCAGUCUGUCGGUGCCUUUGCUUUUUAUUUCUUUCUUUCUGUCUCUCUUCCAGCGUAUGGCAAGCUUCCCAGGAGCAAGACUGUUUUCUCCCCAAAUGCUUUUGUCUCCUUUCCAAGGAGGAACUUGCUUUACUGUAGCUUAACUUAUUUUUGUUUCUGAAGAUCUCCUCUCAUUUAGUUGUCUGAUUGAGUGGGUUAGGUACAAGUUAGUUUGGGGUAUGAUUGUAUAUAUUCUCUUGACCACUUUUAAUUUCAGGCUGCUUGUGUGUGUAUCAAUGUGAGGUGUAUGUAUCAAUGCCCAACCAGUCUCUGAGCAGAGGGCCCCCUGCCAACCGCCCCCCUAGUUUUAUUGCUGAGCAUGAUGUCACAUGGUCUGGAAUAUCCCUGUGGUCAGCUGGGGUCACCUGUCCCGGCUGUGUCCCCUCCCAACUCCUUGUGCACCCCCAGCCUACUUGCUGGCAGGGUAGUGUGAGCAGCAGAAAAGGCCUUGGUACUGUGUAAGCACUGCUCAGCAAUAGCUAAAACAUCAGUGUGCUGUCAAAACUGUUUUCAGAACAAAUCCAGAACAUAGCCCAUACAAGCUACUGUGAAGAAAUUUAAGUCUAUCCCAGCUGAAACCACUACAAAGUUCAGAUAUAAAUAAUUCAGAUAUUGAGAUAACAAUUGCAACCCUUUCCAACAGCUAAGACUGCCAGUUAUACUCCUUUCUCACAAAACAGAAAAUUGAUUUUGAAGCAGAAGAAAGAAUUGGCCUAUCUCUGUGGUAAGAUUUCACCUCACAUAUGAUUUCUCUACAGGAAGACUAAUCUAAGACAAUCCAAACAGAACUGGUUGUGAAAUAAGAUGUUGAAAAAUAAUUCGGAAGCAAAUACCCCAAGAAUGACCUAUCUGAAGAGUGUGGCUUCACAAAUGUUCAAGAAUGUCAUUGCAAUUCUUAGAAAGAAGGAUUUGGAAAGACACCUGAACUCACAAGCUGUCAAGAGGCAUAACUUGACUAAAAUGUGGUUCAUGAAGAUCAUUGAUGAAAGAGAGAAGAAUUUGGAUGAUAGAGCAUACCGUAACAUCCAGGAGCUUGAAACGUAUGCUGAGAACACUCAGAGUGCUCUCUUGUACCUCACCUUGGAAGUGCUGGGUGUGAGGGACAUCCAUGCCGACCAUGCAGCCAGUCACAUUGGGAAAGCGCAAGGCAUAGUUACCUGUUUAAGAGCAACUCCGUAUCAUAGUACAAGACAAAAGGUCUUUCUUCCCAUGGACAUUUGUAUGUUGCAUGGAGUUUCACAAGAGGAUUUCAUAAGAGGCAAGCAAGAGAAAAAUAUGAGAGAUGUAAUUUAUGACAUUGCCAGCCAGGCCCAUAUUCAUCUAGAACAUGCUAGAUCUUUCAGUAAGAAAGUUCCUGUGAAGGCAUAUCCUGCUUUUUUCUGUACGGUUGCUUUAGAUGAUUAUUUAUGUAAUAUGCGAAAAGUGGACUUCAAUAUAUUUCAUCCAAGCUUACAAAAGAAAAGUACAUUAUUACCAUUGCACUUAUAUAUUAGAUCUUGGAAAAAAACAUAUUAAAGUUGUUUUUUUUUUUUAA